Molecule: messenger RNA, 522 nt
Organism: Eremothecium gossypii ATCC 10895
Lineage: Eukaryota; Fungi; Ascomycota; Saccharomycetes; Saccharomycetales; Saccharomycetaceae
Product: ADR234Cp
Exons: 1
Coding region: 1-522 (173 amino acids)
Source: RefSeq, marked provisional
AUGGCCAGAGCAGAGCUGGGGCACUUGGCCGCGCGGUUGGAGCGCGUAGAGCAGAUGCUGGGUGAGGCGUCCGAGGACGGGGACGUGGGGAGUAAGGUCCGGGAGCUGAUGAGGCAGCUGCAGGGCCUGUGUGAGCGCGGGCUGCAGUUCAACGAGCAGAUGGGCGUCUACCUGCAGCAGUUCCUGGGCGACGGCGGGCAGCCGGGGGACGGGCGCGAGGUGGCGGCGGUGGUGGAGACGUGCCACGAGGAGCUACAGCAGCUGGUGGCGGGGCUGCAGGCGCUGGAGCUGCGCUGCCACGAUGGGUUUGGCGCGGUGGUGGCCGGGUGUGGGACGCUGGGCAGCGGGGCCAUAGACGGCGGGGCGGUGGACGCGCUGUGGCAGCGAUGCAACGCGCUUGUGGCGAGGUCUGCGCACGUGACCGCGCGGUUUCUGCGGCUGGCGCGGGCGCGCAAUGAGGUGGGCUGCGCGGUGGCAGAGCGGCUGCGCGCGGUGGAGCGGGCUGCGCAGAGCCCGCAGUAG